Molecule: messenger RNA, 2016 nt
Organism: Micromonas pusilla CCMP1545
Lineage: Eukaryota; Viridiplantae; Chlorophyta; Mamiellophyceae; Mamiellales; Mamiellaceae
Exons: 2
Source: RefSeq, a predicted model, not a curated record
CCCCACACUCUUCGCGCGCUCGCAUGAGUGACAGGGCGACGCUGCCGGAACCAAGGUGCGGCGCGGACCCCGCGAGUCGGCAGACAUCCCGCGAUCUCGUCGCUCGCCUCCCGUCCUCCUCGCGCCCUCUAGCGAUCGCGCGCGGACGCGAGCGCGCGGCUUCAGUAUUCCGACUCUGAGCGAGCGACACUCGCGCACCUCGAGCGCGCGCGUCGGUCGUGGUCGCGCGCGCGAGCGCGACGUCCGUCUUCGACGCCGCCGCUUUUUCGCGAUUGCUCCCCUCGCUUUCGCGCCCGCCCCACGCGUACAUCCGACCGAUUCGACGGUCGACGAACUCCCUCGAUCUGACCUUCGCGUCCUCAACCCCGCCUCGCAGACGCGGUCCUUCACCGUAUUGUACGUCCGCUGGACGAGGCGUGCCUCAACACGGAUCAUCGAUGCCGGCGUCCUCAGCGCCGUCGCAAACGGGCGUGCCCCCGCCGAGGGUCAGCCCCGGCGUCCCGACGCCGCGCGAUCGCGAUCGCCUUCACCUGCCGCCGCACGGCAUCGCCGGCGGCGACGCGGACGGGACCAAACCGCCCCCGGCGUUCUCUUUCGGGACGAUGCCGCACGGCGGCGGCGCGGGAGGACCGGGAGGGGCACACGAUGGCGGUGACCGCGGUGGCCCUCCGAAGCCGAACGCCCCGCAACCCGUCGGACCGAAACCGCACGGCGCGUCACCGCCGCAAGGGAUGCCGCCGCCGAAUACGAUGGCCGGUCUGGUCCCCCCGGGUGUGAAUCCGCAGUAUGCAUUAUCUCAGCACAUGGCUGCCGCGGCGAUGAUGGGGAAAAGCCCGCAUCCGAUGGGUUUCCCCAGCCACGGUUUCGUCGCGCCGCACGGGGGAUUCCCGGGCGGACCCGGUGGGUUCGGACCGUCCGCGUUUUCGCCGCCGACCCCGAUGAGUUUCCCUUUCGGCCCGCGAGGACCGAUGGGCGCACUGGUCGGGGGGAUGGGGAUGCCGGGGCCGCCCGGCGGGAUGGGCCCAGGCGUUGGCGGACCCGGCGGACCCGGAGGGAACGCGAAGAUCGGCGUCGGCGUUGGCGGUUCGAUCCAGGGACCCUCUCAGCCCGGACCUCCGCCCGAGCGACGAAAGUCGAGCGCGAUACGAAUCGUCAACCCCAACACGAAGGAGGAGGUUAAAGGCGAAGUGAAAGCGAAGCCGCCCACGCCACCCGCGGACGCGUCCAAGCUGCCCAUCGCGGCCGAUGGAUCUUCGAAGUCUUCUCCCGACGUUGCGGAGAAGCAGACGGUCGCCGGCGGCGUCCCGGACGGCGCGGGAAGGCCGAACGCCGGAGCUUCCCCGCCACUCGCGCCGCCGCACGGAUCGUACCCGGUGGCGGUCGCGCCGCCUGGGAGGAUACCGAUUCUACCUGCGGGCGCGCCGCAGCAGUCGCUGGGUGGCAGCAACCCCGGAAAAAGUUCGUUUGCGGUUGGCUCCCCGGAGGUGGCGGCGUCCGCGGCGGCUCAGGCACAUGCGUACGCGCAGCACGCGUACGCUCACGAGCGAGGGAUGGCCGCGGCGAUGGCCGCGGCGGGGAUCCCGUCGGCGGGGUCGCAACCGCAGGCGGCGACGAAGCCGCCGAGCGGCGCCCAGUGGCUGCCUUCGUCAACGCCGUCGCCACCACAGGAGAAGAACGCCGCGGCGGCGGAGGGGAAACCGACACCCGCCGCCGCGGAGCAAGGCAGAAUCGACGCCGCGAUGGAAGGCCUGUCCGUGGACGAUACGUCGCAGUUGCAGUCGCAGUCGCGCGCGCCGCCGCGGCCGCCGCCGGGGCCUCCUCCUGUGGCGCUGGCCGCGGCGUCCGAGCCAGUGCCGCCCGCAGAGGAGGAUCACCCUAAACCUUUCGCGCCUCCGGAGACGACGACAGAAGAAGCGAAGGGACCCACGCCCGCGAAAAACGACGCGAAGGAAACCGCCGUUGUCGUCGCAUGGGACCCCCCUACCGAGGGCGCACCCCCUGCAGGGACGACGUCCG